GGAAACAUAAUAUCGAAGGGAAGAUACUAGAUAGUCUAUGUUGGAAAUAUCAAACAAGUGACUAUAUAUAGUAGCGAUUCUUUACUUUCAUAAUAAUAUAAACUAUUACGUGAAAAGGCCGAAUGGGUAUAAACCAGCGAUCUCUUACUAGAGAACUCCUUUCUUAGAUUGAGAUUUGAAAAUAUCUUUUGCAAUGGACAAGUCAGUGCAAGAAGAUGAAGAAAUGGAAGGUUUAAGAGAUGACGUUCCAAGCUCAGAAUCUGAGCUUACAGAGCGGCAAUCACAGGGCAAAGAUAUUGCAAAUAAUAGAGAAUCCAGCUUGAAUUGCGAAAAAGGUAAUACAGAAGAUGAAAGUAUUUUAGUGCAAGCUGAAACAAAACACGAAGAAAGAGAUUAUAGCGACGUUCUUCCUGAGAGAUUGACAGAUCAAAUUAAAGGAGUCAUUUAUGGUAAUUGUAUUGGUGAUGCAGUUGGAUUAUUGACAGAGUUUAUGAGCAAGGAAGAGGCCCGUUCGGUCUAUGGUGAUGUAGGAAAACAUUUUUUUACCAAAGACAUUAACCUUGAAUACAAUAUGAAAUCAGAUGAUGGUCAUCGCAUCAGAUGGGUACAAGGCGACUGGACAGAUGAUUCUGAUCAAAUGAUAUUGAUUUUGCAAACACUUCUGGAAGGAAAUGGACAGUUUGACAAGUUAGUGUUUGCAAAUAAAAUGGUAAAAUGGUGCAGAAGAGGUUUUCCAGAGUUGGGUGAUAUAGGAGGGAUGGGAAGGGGUAUGACCACAUCAAAAGUUUUGGAACAUCCAUAUUACCUAACUGACCCACAUAAGGCAGCACAUGAUAUAUGGGUAAGAAGUGGUUACUUUGUUGCUCCCAAUGGAGGAGUCAUGCGAACCUCAAUCCUUGGCACCAUGGAAUUUCAUAACUUAGACAAAGUUAUUGAAAAUACAAAAAAUGCUUGUAUGGUCACUCAUGCUGACCCCAGAUGUGUGGCAUCGUGUGUUGCUGUUACUACAGCAAUAGCAUUGAUGUUGCAAGGUAAAUACAAGAUCAAGAAUGGGAAUUAUGAUGUUGACAAAAUAACAAAGGAAGCACAUGCUUUAGCUGAACAACAGUUGGAAAAAGAUGAACAUAAAAAGGAACUACAUGAGUACAUGUUUGAGACAAAGCUGGAUAAAUUAAAACUUGGUGAAUCAAUUGGGUAUACAUUCAAAUGCCUUGGAGCUGGUUUUUGGGGCUUCAAGCAGAAAGAUUUCCGUACAGCAAUACAACAAGUCACUAUGGAGGCUGGUGAUGCGGACACAAACUGUGCAGUGGCUGGCGCAUUACUUGGUUGUAAACUUGGUUUUAACAAUCUACCAAAAACCUGGAUCAGUGGUCUGGCCCAUCGUGAUUGGUUAGAAGAUCACAUUGCAAGAUACCUAAAACUCUUAUGCACACUCAAAUAACAUGGAAGAUGAUGUAAGCUGCAUGUGAUUUCGUUUUGGUGUAAUUGUGUCUUGGUGAUUGU
Dendronephthya gigantea is the source of this 1503-nucleotide messenger RNA. Its product is annotated as ADP-ribosyl-[dinitrogen reductase] glycohydrolase-like. The coding region runs from base 194 to 1441 and encodes 415 amino acids. Lineage: Eukaryota; Metazoa; Cnidaria; Anthozoa; Malacalcyonacea; Nephtheidae. The record is from RefSeq and is a predicted model, not a curated record. The transcript has 7 exons.